CACACCGUGUUUACUCCCACUGAAAAAUCACCACUUUUAUUAUUACCCACUAAAAUCACUUAUUCGCCCUACACUACAUUUUCCGAUCGCCGAUCCGACGGCACCUCCAAUUCGUCGCCGGAAACGGAUCCACACUCCGACCCGGAUCCGAGAACCAUCAACCCGGUCCCCCAGCCCCAAUUUUUCUAUUACACAAAACCCUAACCUGUCCCAUUUGGUACCCUCCACUUUGUGUGUCUGUUGUAUAAAAUAAAAAAGGGGUUUCUCUGUAUUUGUGUGAGUGUGUUUAGUACAGUGAGAUUCACAAGCAGCUCAUCUUGAUUUUUGCUUUUGCUCGAGCUCCGAAGUACACGUGGCGAUCUGGGUCGGCUUCGCCUCCAAUUGUUGCUCAAAUUUCAACACGAAAUUGAUGUCGGAUACGAGAUCUUGGCUUUGCAUUCAGUCAAGUAUGUCGAGCUGGUCAUAGCUUUUGUUUCAAGAGUUUGGUUUUGAAGUAAUUUGAGUUCCUACAUGGAAGCAAACCUAGAGGAGGCUCUUAAAGCCAAAGAGAUAGCCGAGAAGCGAUUUGUGGAGAAAGACUUUGCAGGUGCGAAGACUUAUGCAUUAAAGGCUAAAUCACUGUAUCCAGCACUGGAGGGUAUAUCUCAAAUGGUGACCACAUUUGAAGUUUAUACCGCUUCUGAGGCUAAAUGUAAUGGUGAAGUGGAUUAUUAUUCAAUUCUUGGAUUGAAACCUUUUUCUGAUAAAGAUGCAGUAAAGAAACAAUACAAGAAGAUGGCAGUGUUGCUCCACCCUGAUAAGAACAAAUGUGUGGGAGCUGAUGGGGCAUUCAGACUUGUUUCCGAAGCGUGGACAUUAUUGUCUGAUAGUACUAAGAGAAGCUCUUAUGAUAUGAAGAGAAACAAGCAAUCAUCUUCUGGGGUUAACCAGACAAAUUUAUCUUCUGUUCAUGCUACGGGGGUUACAGGUUUUAACAACGGUUCCAAUUCGUCGAAUUCUCAGGGUAGACUUGACACUUUCUGGACUGUUUGUACCUCUUGUAAAGUUCAGUAUGAGUAUUUGCGGAAGUAUGUGAAUAAGAGACUUUCUUGUAAGAAUUGUCGUGGGAUCUUCAUUGCGGUGGAAACUGGGACAGCCCCAGCAAAUGGUUCUUUCCCUUAUUGUCCUUGGUCACAUGUGCCUGGUAAUGGGUAUGGAAGUCAUGCAUUCGAUGGCGUUACUUAUAUUCCAGCGAAUACUACCACCUAUGUUGCAGGAAAUGGGGUCUCAGGAUUUCAUUCUGGACAUGGAUAUGAAUAUGUUUCAAAUGUGUCGUUUCAGUGGAGCUCUUUCUCUGGAACUUCUGCUGGAAUUGUGGGUCCUAAUGGGCCAUCUACCGUAUCCACUGAUGUAUAUCAGGCCAAUGGAAAUGUUAACAGUGCAAGAGCCAAGGUUAAAUCAGGAUCCAGCAGAAAACAUUUGAUGGAAAACGCUGUUGCUAAUAUAAAUUCAUCCACUGGCUGCAGUGAACCUCCAGGGUCUAAGACUGGUAGAUCCGAAAAGAAAAGGAAGGUGAUCGUGGGAACCAGUGUUAGAAAUGGGUAUGAAGACAAGGGAUCAAAAUCUGCUUCAGAAGCAAGAGUGGCUGAUGGAAAUGCAAGUAAUGGACAUGAUCCCAAGCUUAGUAAUCCAAGUGAACUUCCAACUAGACGUUCUGUUGCACCUGCAUUUGAUGCUAGAAAGUUGUUGAUUGAAAAGGCAAGGACAGAAAUUCGGAAGAAAUUGGAAGAGAUGAAGUUGGUGUCAGAGGCAGCUGCUGCGGUUAAGCAGAAUGCAAAAGCACAGGCAGGACUUGAUCAAUCGGGAAGAACUGAAGAGGCACCUAAAAUAGCAGAUUUGGGUGCUUCUGGUCAUCAAUUAGAGGCAAGUAAAACCCGACCAAUCUCACUUGCAGUCCCUGACCCUGAUUUUCAUGAUUUUGACAAAGAUAGAUCAGAGCAAUGCUUCAAGCCAAAACAAAUAUGGGCAUUAUAUGAUGAAGAAGAUGGUAUGCCUCGCUUGUACUGUCUUAUCCGUGAGGUCAUCUCGGUUGAACCAUUCAAGAUUCAUAUCACUUACUUGAACUCUAAAACUGAUAGUGAGUUUGGGACAGUGAACUGGCUGGAAUGUGGGUUUACCAAAUCAUGUGGAAAUUUCAGAGCUUGGAACUCAGAUGUUGUCGACCAAGUCAAUGUUUUCUCCCAUGUUCUUAGCCGGGAAAAAGCCGGAAGGGGAGGUUGUGUUCGAAUAUACCCCAGAAGCGGAGAUAUUUGGGCAGUAUACCGGAAUUGGUCACGAGAUUGGAACAGAUCAACCCCAGAUGAAGUGAGGUACCAGUAUGAAAUGGUGGAGGUUCUCGAUGAUUACUCUGAAGAGCUUGGUGUUUGUGUAGCUCCCCUUGUCAAGUUGCCUGGAUUUAAGACAGUAUAUCAAAGAAAUACCGACAAAAGUGCCAUUCGAUGGAUCCCACGAAGAGAGAUGCUACGCUUUUCACACCAGGUGCCAUCUUGUCCACUCAAGGAAGAAGGAAGUAAUUUGCCAGAGAAGUGUUGGGAUUUGGAUCCGGCUGCAACUCCAGAUGAGCUGCUUCAUGUUGCUACAGAUGCAGGCACAUAACAUACUAGUCAAGCGGGAAAGGAAGUUCAGUUUGGAGUUCGUUUUUUAGCAUUCUUUAGACAAAUUUAGAUUUAACUGUACAAAUAUGUCUCUCUCUCACACUUUGGUUAGAGGCCAAUGUAACAUUAACCCCAUAUCGUUUUAGGGGGUGCAGUGUUUACGGAGUGAAACUUGUGUCUAGAAUAUUGUUAAAAUUCUAAUUACCUGUUGUUUACAAACAUUUCUUUUCAAUGAUAGCUGUAACACCUAAUGACUAAUGCA
Messenger RNA from Corylus avellana, 2895 nucleotides. RefSeq lists its product as uncharacterized. The record is from RefSeq and is a predicted model, not a curated record. Lineage: Eukaryota; Viridiplantae; Streptophyta; Magnoliopsida; Fagales; Betulaceae.